Thamnophis sirtalis is the source of this 1003-nucleotide messenger RNA. Lineage: Eukaryota; Metazoa; Chordata; Lepidosauria; Squamata; Natricidae. The record is from RefSeq and is a predicted model, not a curated record.
CCUGAGGUUACCACGAGCAUCAAUGGAGACUGUUGUCAUUGUAGCUAUUGGGGUAUUGGCAACCAUCUUCCUGGCUUCUUUUGUGGCUCUGGUUGUGGUAUGCAGGCAGCGUUACUGCCGACCCAAGGACUUCUUGAGUCAUUAUGAUACCAGGCCUAUUGUUGACCUAAUUGGUACCAUGGAGACACAGUCUGAACCCUCUGAAUUGGAGAUGGAUGAUGUUGUAAUAACAAACCCACAUAUUGAAGCAAUCCUGGCAAAUGAGGACUGGAUUGACGACGCUUCGGGCCUGGUUUCUCACUGCAUUGCUAUCCUAAAGAUCUGCCACACUCUCACCGAGAAGCUUGUUGCCAUGACAAUGGGGUCAGGCGCUCAAAUGAAGUAUCCAGCAAGCCUAAGUGACAUUAUCGUUGUGGCCAAACGAAUCAGCCCAAGGUGCGAGCUGGGCUUGGGCUUGGUUCAUCAGCCUUGCCCCAAUUUCUGUUUCUUUUGCAGGACGACAGCACUGCUGCUUUCAGUGAGUCACUUGGUGCUGAUCACGCGGCAUGCCUGCCAGUUCCCCAGCCGCAUGGACUGGAUUGACCAAUCCUUGUCUGCGGCGGAGGAGCACAUGAGUGUGCUGCGCCAGGCAGCCUUGGCUUCGGAAGCUGAGCGAGUUCCUUCUGGAUCGGAAGUCUUUCUGCAGGAGCAGUCUACAAUUUAAGAACAGGGGGAAGAGGAGAGGGGACCUGUGUCAUAAAUGGCUUUGUAGUUCCUCUUCUUCAUAAAGCAUUGCUGAUGUUUUGGCAUAAUGACUGCUAUCCUGAGGAUGACAAAAGCGCCCCUUCAACUCUUCUAGUCUUGCAUCUGGAUUAGUGACUCAGAUAUAAUUGUGCUGGAGUGGGUAGAACGGGGAAGGAGGACAUAGUAUUAUUGUUAGUACAUUUUGUUUGCAAUCAGAAAUAUUUUUGCUAUGACAUUUGUUAUUUGUAAUUAAAGCAAAGAAGAAAAAGGAGGAAGUUAU